AUGACGCAGCGUGUUACUGGCCAGCGCUUUCGCCAACGCAAAUUGUCUACCAAACAAAAUAUACCUGUAUUGCGAGAGCAUGAGGUUGAAAAGCUCGAUGAUGAUGAGGCGUCACGGCACAUCCCAAGGGUCGAAACUGGUGUCGAGAAAGGAGAGGAAAUUGAGCAUCAUUUACAGGCCGUGAUAUCUGCAGCGCAGGCAGCAGCUCAAGGUGCUACCGGCGGUAAGAUUGCACAACUGUACAUUCCCACACCAGAAGCAACUGCAAGCCAUUUGCAAUACGACGAGCUAUACCCACCCCGGUUCACACAGCCGGCGACCUACAUCCGGUUCUCUUCCACAGUAGAAGACACUUCAGGAUGUCCAUACUGUAUGACUAGUGAUGAUGUCGCUUUCCUCAAGGCGUACAACCAGAAAAGGACUAAAGGGCCUCACUGCUCCGAAGACGAGUUCGAGGAAGUCAUGAACUUUUUCGAAGAAACUGCUCAGACGAAACAGCCCUUCUCUGCCGUUGGUGAUGCCCCUGUACUCGCAUACGAAGACCUGGAAUCGGAUUUUGAUGAAACGAUUGGUGAAGGAGCGCGGAGAUUUGCCAGGGAAAUCUAUUCGCACUGGAAGAACCAGAGGUUGCUGAAAAGCAAUCAUCUUUUGCUGCCUUCCCUGAAAUUUGAGACGAAUCUCGAGACAGACGAGUCAGAUCCUUAUGUUUGUUUCAGACGUCGUGAGGUGCGACAAGUCCGCAAGACUCGAGGCCGAGACGCACAGGUGACAGAGAAGUUGAAGAAGUUGCGUAACGAAUUGGAGCAGGCCAGACUCUUGAUGGCUCAAGUAAAGCGACGAGAAGCGAUUAUGCGAGACUCGCUUGCAAAUGACAAGCAAAUCUUCGAGCAACGGCACGCAGUCAAGGAGAUCAAGAGAAGACUCAGCAUCAAAGCUGAUGACGAAGAACUCUUGAUCACGCAAAAGGUGUGUUUCGAUGGUUUUCCAAACUCGAUUUGGAACAUGACUGACAGACGGCAGCCUGCGCCAAAGCCCAAGCCAAGACCUGAUCUUGAAAGAGUUCGCCAGAACAUCCCUGGCAUGAAGCCCCAGGUCACUCGCGCAGACGGGCGGCUUGUCGAUAGUGACCUUGUGUAUCUUGAAGAGCAGCAGGCGAAGAAGACAGAGGCCAUCGAGACCUUCAUCGAAGAAAAUCUCAUCAAGCACCAGAAGUGGAACAUUGGCUGGGUAGAUGCCACCUGGCGGCCUAUUACGCCACCACUGGAGCAAGCCGCUGCCAAAUCAGAUUUUCGUACGGUGUUCACGGAAUCGCAAUUGCCUACUCCUCCGGCUUCCGUGUCUGACGAUGAAGGUGCUGACUCCAUGGCGGUAGUGCGUGCGAACCCGCCGGAUACACCGCGACGGAACGCGCGUAUACGUUUCGGUUCGCCCCCAGAUGAUGUUCCCUUUCAAGACCAGUCUCGUUACCGAAGAAGAGUCGGACGAGGCGGGCGGGUGAUGAUAGACCGACGUGGUGUCAAACGCCCAAAGCUCGAAUCCAGCCAGCUAGAUGAGCGCGUUGCGGACCGCUGGAAGUAUGCCGGAGACAGCAGUGAGGAUGAGCAGACAUACUCUGUCGAUUGGACAGAUAAUCUGCAUAUCCGGUAUCGUAUCAUGAUCGAUCGGCAAGGUGGUGAGAAGCAACAUCCUCAUCAAGCUGCAGGCACAAUUCGCAAAUCGAUCGAGAAUAAUAAUCGAUCCGCGUCCGGCCAUCUCAUGCCGCCAACAGCAGCGCCUGGUCCAAGCUCGGUAUCGUAA
Boeremia exigua is the source of this 1797-nucleotide messenger RNA. Its product is annotated as enhancer of polycomb-like-domain-containing protein. Gene Ontology annotation, cellular component: piccolo histone acetyltransferase complex. Gene Ontology annotation, biological process: regulation of transcription by RNA polymerase II. NCBI's taxonomy places the organism in Eukaryota, Fungi, Ascomycota, Dothideomycetes, Pleosporales, Didymellaceae. The record is from RefSeq and is a predicted model, not a curated record. The coding region runs from base 1 to 1797 and encodes 598 amino acids. The transcript has 2 exons.